GUAGAAAUCAGAAAAGGGAAAUUAACAGUGAGGUGGAGGGGAGAGGAAGGAUGCUAUCAGAUAGUGCUGGGAGCUGCUGUCAGUUUUGUUUGCCUUGUUUCUUUGGUUGCCUUGAAGCAGUUCAGGACUAGCUCUGUGCAUGUGCUGCAUAACUCUGGUGCUGGAACUUGCGGGCAUGCCGUCACUUGAACAUCUUCUCCUGGCCAGUUGGAGCUGCCAGCUGUCAAACUGAAAGGACUUCAGAUCACUGUGGUCUGGUUUGGAUUUGAGUUGGGACCAUCUCCAUUUAUUUACCUUGUUGAUGCCUGUUGAUUAAACUAGCAGCAUUCCUAAAAUUGUGUUAAAUGCCACGUGUUGUUGCCCCAUCUUUGCCUAGCUCUGUGUUUCUCACACUGUGGGUCAGGUGCCCACUGAUGGGUUUCAGUGCUUCUUCAGGUGGGUCUCAUUGCUUUGUGACAUGCAGGGUUUAGGCAUGUUUAGGCCAGGGUUGCCCAACCUUUUUGGGGCUGUGGGCCCAUUUGAGAAUUCAAGAAACUGCUGUGAGCGCCACCGCAAAAUUACUUUUAUGGAGGAUGUGGCUAGUUGGGUAACGGCUGCUGUAGUUACCUGGCUAGUAAAAAUAGCAGAAGAAAGCUUUUAACUCCAAAGCCAAUCUGCCUAUUUUGCACUACAGAAGAACACCAAGAUGACAAUCAGGUUGCAGACUCAUGCAUGCUUAUAUGGAACUCAGUGGGAAUUACUUCUAAAUAGGCUACAUAAGAUUGUUUAUCCUGUUCACAUCCAGGCACCUGCAUACCUUUCCUUUGCUUCAAAGGAAGGAGAAAUGGCCCCAGCCACAACAGGAGAGAAAAGACUUUUCCUGCGUAAACCUCAGGUUUAGGGUAUUCUGUUCAACUCCUGCUGCUCCAGCUUCCUCCUCCUGGCAGAGCCCUCACCUGUGAAAUAUGAGAGAAGGGGCUGGGAGGGGAAAGACACAGUGAGCUAAAGGGGUGAAAAGCAAGCAAGCGGAAGUAGGGAUUGAGCAGGAGAAGAACUUAGCCAGAGAAAGAGGAAGGCUCGGAAUCGGGAGAAACAGCAAGGCAAACUGACAGCAGGGAGAAAGACAGCUAGGUUAGUGGCUGAGAGGGAGCAGGAGAGAAAACGCAGGGCAAAGAUGCAGAGGGGAUGGAAUGAGCAAGGCUGGGCACUAGAAUGGAGAGAAGCAAGGCAAAGAGGUGGUGGGGGGAAGAGCUGGACUAGAGGCGACGAGAAACAGCAAAGUGCUGAGGGGGGAACACAGCAAGGCUGGGGCUUGGAAGGGAACAAAAGAAGGCUAGGGAUGUGGAAGUGGGAGAAAUAGGCAGGAAAGGGGCUAGGGAGUAGAUAAAGCAAGGCUAGAAGAGGGAAGCCGAGAGUAAGAGAGAUCAAGGGGGAAUGGUCUGUGGGCCAUUCAAGAUGGAGCAGGUUCCAGAAGCGGUCUCUUCCUGGUCAUGGAAAGGGUUGGGAAGAGAAGCAGUGAGACUGGGAGAGAAACAGCAAGGUUAGAAGCUGGACAGGAAGAGAAACACUGAAGUAAACCAGUUUGGGAGAGAAAGACUUGAGGUAGAGACUGGGCAGCAUAUUGACUUUGCAGUGGCUUCUUUUUCCCACACUGCACUUGCUGGUGGUGUGUGGCCUUAUUUCCAUAAUUACUGGGUCUGGACACAGCUUGCUGUGCCAUCCAAACCCAGUGAAGGCGGGCAGCUGCCGUACCACCCUGGAAUCAUGGCUUGCUGGAUGAUAAAUUGUGGGUUGGAAGCCUUAAUUUCCAUAUUAACCCUCACCAGGUAUGGCUUGCUGUGCUGUCCAAACCCAACCAGGUGAGCAGCAGGGACAGCUUCCAGACCACCCCAGAACAGGCCAUUGGUUGCCAUCUGCCUUCCAUGUUUGCAUGACUUAGCAACCUGCAGAAACCCUCUGCAGUGGAUACUUGAGAGGCCCCUAUGGCUAUGUAUGAUGAAGACCUCCUGAAGAACCCCUUCUAUUUAGCAAUGCAGAAACUGAGGCCUGAUCUCUGCAGGAAAGUUGCAGAAUUUCAUGGAGUUGUUCUAGUGCCAUGCAAAGGAAGUCUUUCGAGUAGUUUCAUCUCCGCUUGCCAGUUUGACUGUUAUGUUCUCAGGCCAGUGGAAGAAAACUUCCAAACUUUGAAUGGAAAGGAAGUCUUCGUACAAGGAAACAUGGUCAUACUUGGGGCUGGCUUUAAUCAUCGUUUUUCAGUACCUGUUCUCUUUGAGGAAACUUUCUACAAUGAAAAAGAAGAGAGCUUUAGCAUCCUUUGUAUAGCUCAUCCUCUAGAAAAAAAUGAGAGCAAAGAACAACCCUCAACACCAUCGAAUUCUUACUCCCUGAAAAACAUUGAAGAUGCGAGAGAGUUCUUGGGAAAGCACACUGAAAAGUUUGAUAAAGCUAUUGCAUCUUUCCACAGGACUUUAAAGGAUCACGACAGGAAAAUCCUGCGACACUACAUAGAUUCCGUGAAUGCGCUCUACACCAAAUGCAUCCAGCAAUUAUUAAGGGACUCCCACCUUAGAAUGCUUGCGAAACAGGAACCUCAGAUGAAUCUGAUGAAGCAGGCUGUAGAUAUGUAUAUCCACCAUGCUCUCUACGAUGUGAUCUUUAAGUAUGUGGGGACUAUCGAGGCAACUGAGGAUGCAGCUUUCAACAAAAUUACACGAAGUUUGCAGGAGCUGCAGCAGAAGGACCUUGGCAUCAAAGCCGAAUUCAGCUUCAACAUACCGCGUGCAAAACGAGAACUGGCCCAGCUGAAUAAGUGCACCUCUCCGCAACAGAAGCUCCUCUGCCUGCGCAGAGUGGUGCAAAUCAUCAUGCAGUCGCCAAGUCAGAGAGUUAACUUGGAGACCAUGUGUGCAGACGACCUCCUUUCGGUCUUGCUCUUUCUCCUGGUGAAAACAGAGAUCCCAAACUGGAUGGCAAACCUGAGUUAUAUCAAAAACUUCAGGUUUUUCAGCUCAGCGAAAGAUGAAUUAGGGUACUGCUUGACUUCGGUUGAGGCUGCAGUAGAGUACAUCCGGCAAGGAAACCUCUCCGACAGGCCAACGGAAUCUGAAGGAUUUAGUGAGAAGCUGCACUUAAGACAAAGAAUGAAUUUACUGUCUCAGAUGUCCGUCACCCCAAUAGACUGCUUGUUUCAGCAUGUUGCGUCAGGCAACCAGGAAGAAGUAGAGCGCUUGUUGAGCCAAGGGGACAGCGAUAAUGACACUAUGCAAAAAAUGUGCCACCCGCUCUGCUUUUGCGAUAAAUGUGAGAAGCUGGUUUCUGGGAAGUUGAAUGAUCCUUCCAUCGUUACACCAUUUUCUAGAGAUGACCAGGGAUUCACUCCACUCCAUAUAGCUGCAAUAUGUGGCCAAGCCUCGUUAAUUGACUUGUUAGUUUCUAAAGGAGCUGUGGUCAACGCCAUGGAUUACCAUGGAUCUACUCCACUUCACCUUGCAUGCCAGAAGGGAUACCAGAAUGUCACCCUGCUCUUGCUGCACUAUAAGGCAAGCACCGAAGUACAAGACAACAAUGGCAACACCGCACUGCACUUGGCUUGCACGUACGGCCACGAGGAUUGUGUCAAGGCUUUAGUCUAUUAUGAUGUGCAUUCCUGCAAAUUAGACAUUGGUAAUGAAAAAGGAGACACUCCUCUUCACAUAGCCGCCCGCUGGGGCUACCAGGGGAUUAUCGAAGUGCUGCUGCAGAACGGAGCCAGCCCGGACAUUCAGAACCGCAUGAGGGAGACUCCUGUGCAAUGUGCAUUGAAUUCCACGAUUUUAUCCUUAAUGGAACUGAACUACUUCGCAUUUGAAAGGGAACAGAGUGCGCCUCAGUCUCCCGCCAGGUCUCUUCAGGGCUGUGAAGACAACAUCAGCCAAAUAUCCUCCAUCUCGACUUUGUCAUCAGUGACAGCAGCAAAACAAGAAGAAAUCACAGCUAAUUAUAAAGAGGUGGACAAACUUUUACGAGCAGUUGCAGAUGGAGACACUGAAAUGGUGCGUUACCUUUUGGAGUGGGUGGAUGAUGAUCUAGAGGAACCAGAAGCGGAGGGGAAUGUGGAGAAAGUGGAGCUUUGCCAUCCCUUGUGCCAGUGUUCCAGAUGUGGUCCUGUGCAAAAGAAGUUCUUCAGAGUUCGCAGCAAUGGUCUUGGUGUGAACGUUACCAACCAGGAGGGCCGGACACCACUGCAUGUGGCUGUACUACACGGGCACGCUGACUUGGUCUCCCUCUUAUUGAAACAUGGAGCCAGUAUUGGGGCGAAAGAUGCUAACCAUGCAGUGCCUCUUCACCUGGCCUGCCAAAAUGGUCACUUCCAGGUAGUGAAGUGUCUGCUGGAGUGCAGUGCUAAACAAAAUACAAAGGACAUUCAUGGAAACACGCCAUUAAUGUAUGCUUGCUUGAAUGGCUAUCAAGAGAUAGCAGCCUUUCUGUUACAGCACGGGGCCUUGGUUAAUCUUUCCAAUAAUCAGGGCAACACAUCCCUCCACAGAGCUGUGAUAGGAAGCUAUGAAAGUUUGGUUCAGCUGCUGCUGCAACAUGGCGCGUCAACCCGUGUUAGGAACAACCGACAUUGUACGCCGCUUGACUACGCUGAGCCUAAUUCAGGUAUCUUCGAACUGCUGCAGGCUGCAGCAACCUCAGAAGAGGGUGGAUGGACAGACUACAAAGCUCACAGAGAUGGAAAGAUUCGAGGGAAAAGUGUUACAUUUGAAGUUAGUUUUAAGUCUUCGGAGAUAGCAGACAAUCUCAUUGCUCGACGUCUUCAGCUGGUCCAGUCGAUCAACCAAUUUAACAAAUCAAAAGACUUGCGGAAAACUAUAACAAGAGAUAAAAGUGUUCCCAACUUUGAUGAUGAGUUACUGCACCAGUUAGCCAUUAAGAACUUCGAUAAGAGCAAACUAAAGGCUGUGGACUCUUUAGAUCAAAACCAAACCCAGAUCCUUGAAGACAGAGGCGCAGGUGGAUCCACAAGAAAGGAAGAGGACACUGCUGUGGCAACAGCACCCCUUAAGAGUAAACUAAUGCAUCGGAGUCAUACUGUUAAUGUGGCCCUUUCAGCCACAGAGGCCAGCGACACCUGCAACUUAUCCAGAUCUAGUGAUCCAAGAGAAGGCUGCUCUGAUGAUUGAGGCUUUCAGAAAGGAAGUCUGAUUGUUGAUAGCAAAAUGAAGAACCAGAUGGCAUCAAUUUCCUUCUCAUCAUGCUCAGCACUGUAAAAUUGGUGCAUGCUGAGAAACGAGGCUUGAAACCUAGACCAGAAGGGGAUUUGGAAAAGGAAGGGGACCUUCUCUUUCCACCAAUGCAAUUUGCACUUUUGGAGACUGAGAUAAAACUCAACAACAACGGUCAAGACAUACACUGAAGUAUCAACCAUAUUUAGACAUAGUCUUAGUCUUGCACUCUCCAAAUCUAUUUCAUCAGUAAAGUGUGUGAAGCAGGAUUUCAGCUUAAAUAUCCUAGUUGGAAAAGGCAGUGGCUUGUUUCAGUUCUUGUGCCACUAAUUUACACUGAUUGUUAGGAGGGCUUAUAGCACUCCAGCACUGAGAGCUGUAUAUAAAGAUGGCAAGAGGGCAAGACUGUACAGUUCAUUUUACUUUUACCGAUUUUGUUGGAAUGUGAGCCUUGUAUUGUGAGCCAUAGUUGGCAUAUGGGAGGUUACAGUAAGUACUUUUAAUGAAGGUUACAUCUUUUCUUACAGAGAGUGACAGCCAUAUUAGAACUUUCUCUUAAUCAAAUUGAUAAUAUGUUCUUCAGAUAUUAAGCUUCCCACACGUUUCUAAAAUGAUAGGAGGGACUGUAGCAUGACCCUGCUUCAUUUAGUUGCAUAUAAUUGUGGAACAAGAAAGCAGUCCCACCAAACCUUAGUUAAAGGGAGUAACUCACCAGCUGCAAUGUUGAGCAGCAGCUUACUUGCCCUUACUUUAAAAGACAUUUCCAAAUGUAUCUCUUAUGCACUUUUAGAAAUGGAAUGUCAGCUCUAGGUAAAUGUUCCAUCUUUUUAAUUUUUAAAAAAGGGUUGAAUUAUAACUUGAACAGCAGUGACCUUGUUCAAUUCACAUCUUGUUUUUAUGCUGUAUUUGUAUACCAAACUUUGAGUGCUUUUAAAUUGUUGGAUAACAUAUUUUAGAUGGUCAAAUGGUCUGUUAAGAUUUCUCUGUACAGAAUGUUGAUUGUAAGGUGUAAGAAGUACAGCCCUGUGUGCUCCUGAAGGAGAAGUAUAUUUUUCUACUAAAUACUUGAGUUCAUCUAAUUUUCUUAUGUGCCUUGGACCUGUGCCAAAUAAUGAAAGAGAAAUAGUGAAAUUAAUAAAUCUAUGCUUCUAAUGUGCAACUUUUACAUCAAA
Molecule: messenger RNA, 6358 nt
Organism: Varanus komodoensis (Komodo dragon)
Lineage: Eukaryota; Metazoa; Chordata; Lepidosauria; Squamata; Varanidae
Gene: ANKRD27
Product: ankyrin repeat domain 27
Biological process (GO): neuron projection morphogenesis; early endosome to late endosome transport
Cellular component (GO): neuron projection; plasma membrane; transport vesicle
Molecular function (GO): SNARE binding; guanyl-nucleotide exchange factor activity
Source: RefSeq, a predicted model, not a curated record